AUGUCCGCUAUCCAGAACCUCCAGUCUUUCGACCCCUUUGCUGAUGCAACUAAGGGUGAUGACUGGCUCCCAGCUGGGACAGAGGAUUCUAUUCACAUAAGAAUCCAACAGAGAAACGGGAGGAAGACUCUUACCACCGUACAGGGGAUUUCAGAUGAUUACGAUAAAAAGAAGUUAGUUAAGGCGUUCAAAAAGAAAUUUGCCUGCAAUGGUACUGUGGUUGAGCACCCAGAAUACGGAGAGGUAAUUCAGCUUCAAGGGGACCAGCGAAAAAACGCAUGCCAGUUCCUCGUUGAGGUGGGACUGGCAAAGGAUGACCAGCUGAAAGUCCAUGGCUUCUAA
Messenger RNA from Ailuropoda melanoleuca (giant panda), 342 nucleotides. RefSeq names its product eukaryotic translation initiation factor 1-like. Bases 1 to 342 code for a protein of 113 amino acids. The transcript has a single exon. Gene Ontology annotation, biological process: translational initiation. NCBI's taxonomy places the organism in Eukaryota, Metazoa, Chordata, Mammalia, Carnivora, Ursidae. Gene Ontology annotation, molecular function: translation initiation factor activity. The record is from RefSeq and is a predicted model, not a curated record.